AUUGCGCAAGGUCGCAACGAUUGGUUUGUAUUUCAUCAGACUUGCUGGGUGUGAAGUGUUUCUUUGUCCCUUUCUCCCUUCGUUUAAAAGUUUUGAAAAAUGAGCAAACCAAAGGUAUUUGUAACCAGACCAGACGUUCCUCAAGCAGGAAUUGACCUUUUAAAGGAAAAAUGUGAUGUAGAAAUUUACGACCAGCCGAUGCCGAUUCCACGAGAUGCCUUAAUUAAAGGAGUUCAGGGUAAGGAUGCUCUUUAUUGUCUUCUCACGGACAAAAUUGACAAGGAUGUGAUGGAUGCAGCAGGACCCCAGCUAAAGGUAAUAGCGACCAUGUCUGUUGGAUUUGAUCAUAUUGACAUUAACGAAUGUAAGGCAAGAAAUAUUGCGGUCAGCAACACUCCCGAUGUUUCCACUGACUCCGUAGCUGAGCUGACUGUCACACUAUUGUUGGUUUGUGGCAGAAGAAUCAUGGAUUCUGCAAACGCUAUUAAAAAUGGAGAGUGGAUCUACUCUUGGAGUCCACUGUGGCUAUGUGGUAGAGGAUUAACCAACAGCACAAUAGGAAUUGUAGGAAUGGGUAGAAUUGGCCAAGCUGUCAUGAAACGCCUGUUGCCUUUCGGUGUAAAGAAGGUUUUGUAUUAUGAUCUAUUUCACCCAAUCAAACCCGCUGAAGACAUGGGAGCUCAGUAUGUUGAGUUUGAAGAGUUAUUGAAAGAGUCAGACUUUGUAGUCGCAAUGUGCAAUUUAUCAGAACAAACCAAGGAAUUGUUUAAUGCCAAGGCUUUCAGCCAAAUGAAGCCUACAGCAGUUUUCGUUAAUACUAGUCGCGGAGGAGUUGUUCAACAAGAUGACCUCUAUGAGGCCCUCAAGAAUGGCAAGAUCCGUGCUGCAGGGCUUGACGUAAUGAUUCCUGAGCCUCUACCCCGGGAUCACAAGCUUACUACUUUACCAAACAUAGUUCUUCUUCCACAUGUUGGCAGUGCUGAGGAAGCAGCAAGAAUAGAAAUGGCAACCUUGGCAGCUAAGAACAUCUUGUCCGUUUUAGAUGGAAAGCCUCUUGUAACUCCUGUUCCCAUGCCAUAAACUGAUAAAGGAAAACCUUAAGGCUAAAUUAAUGUGUAUUAUGUUAACUACAUCAGUAAUGCUUUUUAUUUUUUGCCUGAGAACGUAGCAGUUUAAGAUUUAUGAAUUAUAUAAUAAUUAAUAUUGUUAGGUUAGUUUAUGCCAGUACAGUAGUAGUAGUAGAAGUUAGAACUUAAAAGUAACAUUUCCUUACCUUUAUCUGUGUUGUGCGGUUUUUAAUUCAUCUUAUUUUGAAAUCUCAACUUUAACAGAAUAAAUUUAUUAAUAUUAUGUUGUUUUUUAAUCUGUAUUUGACGUAAUGUGCAUGUUAGUAUGAAUAAUUAAUAUCAGUAACCUAUUGCAGUAAUUGUUGUUUGCUACUUAUAAGUUAUACUGUCAAACUAAAACUGAAAGUUCAUCUGUAAUUGGUAAUGGUGCGUCAAUAAGUAUAAGAACGAAUUCUUUAUUACAUAUUUUAAUAUUUAUAAAUGUAAUAACGACUACCUUCCUCAUUCAUCUUGAAACAAUGUAUUAGUCUUGUUUGCUUCACUGCGAAGUUUCUUAGUGUAUUCUAGAUCACCAUUGAUUUUAAAAAUUAAUUAUGUAAAUCCAUGGAAACACGGGCAAAGUAUAUUUUCACUAAGAUUAGUACUGUGAAAGUAUAAUACUAGUAAUAGUAGGCCUAAUUUUGUGAUGUUUAACUGUUAGUGUUCAUCCUUGUUAAAAUGGUUAUGUUACUAUAUCACGAUAAUAGUUUUCAUGAAAUAAUAUAUUUUACAUUGAGUAACCGAUUUGAGCUAUAUAAUCUCUUAUUUAUGAAUUUUUUUAUCCGUAACUCGGUGUAUAAAAUUUGACUUAGCUGUACCUUUCGUAUUGACCGAUUUUGCUUUACUUAAGAAUAGCGGUAAGUCUACUGACGUACGAAGUUAAUGCGGCGGACAGAGCUUAUAAGUUAUAUAAUAUAGCCCAAUGUGGCAAUGCUCGGUAAGAAAAAAACAACCUAAUGGAGAUAGGGUGUGUUAAGAAACUUAAGAUGAUAUUCUAGUCUAGUUGGAAUAUUACGUAAAGCUUUAUUUUAGUGUACUCGUUUUGAUGUAGUACAUGUAUAAAAGUGAUAAUUUUAAUCAACUGAUAAAGUUAGUGACAAACAUAAGUAUUGCUCUACCAUCGAACGACAUUGCUAACUAACUAAAAUUAUGAAGUGUUUAAUUUUUAAUUUAUUCUUUCUUAAAACUGUGAUGUAUGCUUUUUGGAAUGUUAUUUAAUAUACAAGUUAUGUGAAAAAAAUAGCUUUCGGUAAUAUUCGUGUAGUAUUUAUCCAUGAAUUGAGUUUCAUUUUUGUGAUAAUUUCCAUAGAUUUAGUCUAAGACCAAAUUCACUUUCUCAGUUUAUUUUUCUUGCAUGGUUUCUCCCAUUUAUUUACAAGACAGGCUCUUAAGACGUGAUAUUGUUUUUUAAUCAGUUCUACUUUCUAAUUUACAAAGUAUUGUAUCUGUAUUGUAUAAGUAUGGGAAAUAAAGUUUAUUCACUUAUUAUCGACCAUCA
Molecule: messenger RNA, 2604 nt
Organism: Limulus polyphemus (Atlantic horseshoe crab)
Lineage: Eukaryota; Metazoa; Arthropoda; Merostomata; Xiphosura; Limulidae
Product: glyoxylate reductase/hydroxypyruvate reductase-like
Exons: 1
Coding region: 100-1080 (326 amino acids)
Cellular component (GO): cytosol
Molecular function (GO): NAD binding; glyoxylate reductase (NADPH) activity; hydroxypyruvate reductase [NAD(P)H] activity
Source: RefSeq, a predicted model, not a curated record